Messenger RNA from Kwoniella shivajii, 5841 nucleotides. RefSeq lists its product as uncharacterized. NCBI's taxonomy places the organism in Eukaryota, Fungi, Basidiomycota, Tremellomycetes, Tremellales, Cryptococcaceae. The record is from RefSeq and is a predicted model, not a curated record. Gene Ontology annotation, molecular function: ATP-dependent chromatin remodeler activity; histone binding; ATP binding. The transcript is spliced from 16 exons. Bases 1 to 5841 code for a protein of 1946 amino acids. Gene Ontology annotation, cellular component: Ino80 complex. Gene Ontology annotation, biological process: chromatin remodeling; DNA repair.
AUGACGGAACAUAAUCAUCAACAUCACUCUCAUUACACGAGGAGACCAUCUUCAAGUUCGAGUAGAAGCCCCACGAACAGAAUCGGAUUGAACGGGACUGCUGACAGAAGGAUUAUGGAGCUAUCUCCACCACCACGUCCUACACCAUCAUCACGGAUGUCCCUUUCAGCAUUGGUCAAUCCCUCUCCACCCCGAAACAUCAUCCCCAGCAUUGACAGUCGAGAGCGAGAGCGAGAACGAGAGCGAGAGCGGGAACGAGAUAGGGAUAUAUACGAUAGCGCGAUAUAUCCUGCAUCAUCGUCCACCUCAUCCAAUCGAUAUCCAACGAAUAAUCGUACAUACGAAUCAGGAGUUGGACCCUCAACAUCAACUGAAAUUUCCAUCCCUAAUCCUAAACCCAAUCCUGGCAGUAGUACAGCAGCAUAUUACGAUAGAGUUUAUGAUGACUAUGAAACGGGAUUUGGAAGACCGAGAUCAAUCGUUCCUUCCUAUGCCGACGCUUCUGGAUCUAUCGUGGAUAGGGGAAGAGAUAUCGAAAGAUCAAAUGGGAAUGGAAAUGGAAAUGGUAAAGGGAUUACAAGUGUCAUAAGAAGCCAUGAAGGUUUACCACCACCUUUACCUGGACACGUAUCUAAACUCGCUCUUGAUCGUACACGUGAACGUGAGCGUGAGCUUGAUCUGCCUACAAACAUGGAUGACCUUGAGCUUGAAAGGGAAAGGGAACUACUGGAAUAUUCAAGGGGAAGAGAUUAUUCAACUUCACCAAUUAAGAAAUCAAAUUCAAAUUCGAAAUCAAAAUCAAAAUCACAAUCAACGUCCCGAUCAAACAUAGAUUAUCCACCAUCGGAUAUAUUUCAAGUACCACCUCAAUCUCAUAUUGAUACUCAUACUCACACUCACGAACCGCGAUCUUCAUUAUCAAUGUCAAUAUCACCUGUUAAAUCCUCUAUUCAGCUUUCACGAGCAUUAAGACCAGAUGAUAGAUUAUUAGGUAAUGAAGAUAUUUGGGAAUUGGGUUUGAAAAAAUAUCAAUUGAAAAGAGAAGAUGAAGUGGAAGAAAUCAUUAAAUUCGUUCAAGUUUAUCAGCCACCAUUCAAUGGAAAUGGAAAAAAAUCAGCUCGUAAAUCCAUCAUGAACUCUGAAGAACCGCUCAACCUUCCACAAAUGCCUGGUCAAGUCAUGGAAAAAGGAUCAUCAUCUAAACCUAAAGCUAAUUCAGGUAAACGGAAGUACAAUCGCAAGUCGAAGGGCGGUAAACCCUUCAAUGCCAACCUGGAUGACGAAUUACUUGGGUUAGCGGGUGAUGAAGCUGUCUCCAGUCCUGUUCCCACUCAUUUCGGAUCAGAUAUGGUCGAUCCCUUCUCAAACGAUGAAGAUGAUGAUCAAGAUGAAGAUGAAGAAGGGAAAGAAGAAAUCCUUCAAGGUGAUCCCACUGAUCCUGAAACGAUAGUCAACCCUUGUGGACUGACGAGAGCUGAAGUCAUCAGAAAAAUUGAGUCUAAUGAUAUAAGUGGAUUGACGGAAGAUGACGUAAAAGCUGUUCAAGAUGAAAUGUGGUUGAGAAUGAAAGAGAAAGACGGUGGCGCCCCUGUAAAUAAAGAUGGUACAGUGAGAAAGAAACCAGGUCCAGCAAAAGGUUGGAAAAGGAUUAGAGGAAUCGAAAGCAGAAGAGGAAGAAAAGGUUAUUCAGGUGUGGGAGAUUACGAUGAUUCAGAAGCUGGUGACACAUCAAUAGCAGAUGGUGAAGCUGAUGCUGAUAUCGCCGCUUUAUUAAACGAUGAUUCCGCCCUAAUGUCAGGAUCAGAAUCUAAACCAGGAAAAGCGAAAGCGAAGAAAAGAAAAUUAGAUGAUGAUCAAGAAGAAAUCAAAUUCGUCGAUUCAGAUGAUGACAAUGAUGAAAGUCAUAGACCGUCAGAUGGAUUUGGCUUUGAUUAUUUGGAUGAAGACAGAUCAAUUAGAGCGAAUUCAGUUGGGGGUUCAAGUAACAUCGAUUCUACUACAACUACAUCAAAAAAGAAAAGUAAAGCUAAAGAACCUGGUGUAGGUAAAGGUAGAUGGACAAGACCAAUGAAAUCUGAUAAAGAUGGAGGUGAGAAUGAGAUGAUAGAGAAAGAAAUCACCAAAGAAAUCUCAACUCCAAAGGAAAAAGGAAAAGGAUCCUCUUCAAAAGUCACAAAUAAUAAUAAAUCUUCAAAACAGAUCAAUGUCACUCCACUUCCAACUGAACCUUACACCGUCAAAGAUCAGGAUGAAGAUGUCAAUUCGAUGUUGGAUCUUCCAUUUGCCACAACUGAGGUAUUACCUGAAAUUCAAGAGAAACCUCCUGGACCAGCACCCAAUUCUCACGACCCCAGAGGUAUAAGUGAGAAUGAAGCGAAAGUGAGAUUCGAUCUUGUUGAGGAAUUCCAGAGACAGAUCUGGACGCUUGUUGUUAGAGAUGUACCAAAGGUGUACAGAGUUUACCAAGGAUACGAUACCACCGUCAAGCAGUCUGCUGCUAGACGUAUUCAAGCUGCCGUGAGGAAUGGACAUGGUCAAAAGAAUUUGAAGAUUACUCAAAGAACUAAAAAUGCUAGAGAUUCCAUAUCGAAGGCCAAGCGGGUUGUGAAAGAGAUGCUCGUUUUCUGGAAGAAGAACGAAAAAGAAGAACUCAUUGCCCGAAAGAAAGCAGAGAAAGAAGCUCUGGAAAAAGCCAAACAAGAAGAAGAAGCAAGAGAAUCCAAGAGACAAGCGAGAAAAUUGAAUUUCUUGUUAACUCAGACUGAAUUGUACAGUCAUUUUAUAGGCAAGAAAAUCAAAACGGUAGAAGCUGAAAGACCGGAUGAUGAAGCGCCAAAUGAUAAACCUCUCAACGAAGAUCCUCAUGGUCGAGAUGAAGAUCUUGCUUUGGGUGAAGAUGGUGAACCCUUACCGGAUAUCGACUACGAUGAUGACGAUGAAGAGAAUCUGCGACGACAUGCAGCCAGGGGAGCACACGCAGCUGUUCAAGCUGCUAAAGCUAAAGCAGCAGCUUUCGAUCAAGCCAAUGCUGGACGUGUAGUUCAACAAGAAGAUGAUACCAUGGACGGAGACGAACUCAAUUUCCAGAAUCCAUCUUUAGGUGAAAACUCGGUUACCAUUACUCAACCGAAAAUGCUCAUGGCUCAAUUGAAAGAAUAUCAAUUGAAAGGUUUGACUUGGUUGGGUAACUUGUACGAACAGGGUAUCAAUGGUAUUCUGGCUGAUGAAAUGGGUUUGGGUAAAACUAUCCAAUCCAUAUCUCUCCUCGCAUAUCUAGCAGAAGUCCAUAAUCUCUGGGGACCUUUCUUGGUCAUCGCACCCUCAUCCACAUUGCAUAAUUGGCAACAGGAAUUAGCAAGAUUCGUCCCUCGUCUCAAGGCGUUACCUUAUUGGGGUAGUCCGAAAGACAGAGAAACGCUAAGAAGAAUCUGGUCCAGGAAAAACCAAACUUUCAAUGAGGACUCGCCAUUCCAUAUCCUUGUCACAAGUUAUCAACUUGCUGUCCAAGACGAGAAAUACCUUCAAGGGAUGAAGUGGCAAUACAUGAUUCUUGAUGAAGCUCAAGCUAUCAAAUCUUCUUCUAGUGCUAGGUGGAAAUCCUUACUCUCGUUACACUGUCGAAAUAGGCUACUUCUGACCGGUACACCAAUCCAAAACUCUAUGCACGAGCUCUGGGCGUUACUACAUUUCAUUAUGCCUUCCUUGUUCGACUCUCACGAGGAGUUCUCCGAAUGGUUCUCCAAGGAUAUCGAAAACGCCGCUGGGGGUUCUGGAGGAUCCCUGAAACCUGAACAACUGAAAAGGCUGCAUAUGAUUCUGAAGCCUUUCAUGUUGCGACGUGUUAAGAAGCAUGUUCAGAAAGAGUUGGGCGAUAAGAUCGAAAUCGACCUUCUUGUCGAUCUAUCUCAACGUCAACGAAACAUCUACACAGCACUUCGACAGAGAGUAUCUAUUUCGGACCUUAUUGCUCAGGCCAAUAAUGCUUCCGAAACUUCUGGUACAAAGAACUUGAUGAACCUGGUCAUGCAAUUCCGAAAAGUAUGUAAUCACCCGGAUCUAUUCGAAAGAGCCGAUGUCGUUUCACCAUACAUGUUUGGAACAUUUUCUCAAUCUGGUAAUCUCGCAAGGGAAGGUGAUCAACUAUACCUCCCGGUUUCAGCCAAAAACCCCAUCGAAGUCAAGAUUCCCAAGAUUCUCUGGACAGACGGUGGAGUGGUCGACAUACCCAGUGAAGAAAGCUUGGCAGGAAGUGAUUCUCAUGUCAUGAAGAAUCUCAUGAAUAUAUGGAACGAAGAUUGGAUCAAUCGACAAUCGAAAGAGAAACAGAGUGAAUUUGGAUUCGUCAAAAUACUUGAUAGAUCACCAUCUGAAAUCGCUAAAUCUGCAAAAGCGCAUCCUCUCAUCACCCUUCUACAAGAAAAUGAUUAUUCAAAGAGGAAAAUAUUUGAUGGACCAUAUUUGGAUGAAAAUGAUUUAUCAGCCUGUACGAAGAAACGAUUUUCCAUACCCCCGAAAAUACCUCACGCUUCUAUACCAGGCGGAAUACCCUUGAGAGAUAUCACUACCAGGACAUGGAAUCAAUCGUUCUUUUCCAGACCGGAUGCGAGAUUCGUAUCUGAUUAUGUCAUAGCACCACUAAUCAAGCCAGUGGUUUCAGAUCGAUCUUUCUUAAACGCUCAAGAUAGAUCAUUAGAUGAUCCAUUGGUCAAAGAAAUCAUGUAUGGAUUAUCACCAUCCGAACGAAAUGACCCAUUGUCCUAUAAGAGAUUACAGAACCUAGUCAAUGCAAACGCAAAUGGAGGUUCAAAACUAUCAGUUCCUCCAGAGGGUUUAUUUUCUUCUGCGCCAUAUGAACAACAACCGAUUUCAACCUUGAGAUACCCACCAACCAAAAGGUUGAUUGUCGAUUCUGCAAAAUUAGCAAGAUUAGAUGAUUUGUUGAGAGAGUUGAAAGAUGGUGGACACAGAGUCUUACUUUAUUUCCAGAUGACUAAAAUGAUGGAUCUCAUUGAAGAAUAUCUGAUCUUUAGACAGUAUAAAUACCUUAGACUGGAUGGUAGUUCUCCUAUAGGUGAAAGGAGAGACAUGGUUACUUCCUGGCAAACAAAUCCUGAUAUCUUUGUAUUCUGCUUGAGUACAAGAGCUGGUGGUUUGGGUAUCAAUUUGACUGCUGCUGAUACUGUCAUCUUCUACGACCACGAUUGGAAUCCAUCAUCAGAUGCACAAGCUAUGGAUCGAGCACAUCGAGUCGGACAAACCAAACAAGUAACGGUAUAUCGAUUGAUCGCAAGAGGAACGAUCGAAGAACGUAUAUUGAAAAUGGCUCGCGCCAAGAAAGAUGUACAAGAUAUAGUCGUUGGAACUAAAUCGAUUAAUGAUGUGGCUAAACCAGCUGAGAUAGCAUCAUUAUUCAUGGAUGAUGAAGAAUUAGCUGAAAGUGUAGCUAAAAGGAAACAAGCUGAAUUACACGGAUAUAUCCCAACUUCAAUCACGACCAAUGCGAACACCAAAUCGAAAUCUGCAUUUGGGGAUGGAUUACGUAUUGAAAAUGAUGAUGAUGAAGAUGAUUUCUUCAAGAAUCCAAAUAAAGGGACUGGAAAUAAUGAAGAUGAAGAUUUCGGUAUUGCGGAUGAUGGUCCAACGAUGACUUCAAAUACAACAGGUACAGGUACAGGUACGAAUACACCGAAGAAUGGAGCUUCAUCCAAUGGAAAAAAGAAAAGCAAUGGUGGUGGUGGUGGUGGAUCAAAGAGAAAAGUGCCUCCUGAAGGUGAAAGUGGUAAGAAGCCAAUCAAGAAAAAAGUCAAAAUCGCUUUGGGUGCAGAUGGUUUACCUAUUUAG